Molecule: messenger RNA, 519 nt
Organism: Dentiscutata erythropus
Lineage: Eukaryota; Fungi; Glomeromycota; Glomeromycetes; Diversisporales; Gigasporaceae
Source: the annotation of a GenBank genome assembly
AUGGCACAAACACAAGUUAAAGUCGGUGAUAAAAUUCCUGAAUAUUUGUAUUUUGGUUUAUUAGACAAUAAUGAAGAUGAACCUAAAAAAAUGACUUCAGGUGAAGUCUUUAAGGGAAAGAAAGUUGUAUUGUUUGGGAUUCCCGGAGCGUUCACUUCCGUAUGUAGUUCUAAACAUCUUCCACAAUUCGUUGAUAAUUAUGAUAAAUUUAAAGCUAAAGGCAUAGAUACUAUCGCUUGCACUGCUGUUAACGAUCCCUACGUAUUGCGUGAAUGGGCUAACGCUCAUAAAGUUGGAUCUAAAGUUUUAAUGCUUGGCGAUGGUGAAAUGUCAUUUCACAGUGCAUUAGGUCUUACACAACGUUUACCAUUCGCUGGUGAACGUGGUUUACGUUUUUCGAUGUUCGUCGAUGAUAGUGUUAUUAAAAUUUUAAACGUUGAAGACCCUGGUCCACUUAAUUAUAAAAUUUCAGGUCCGGAAAAUAUGUUGAAACUAUUGGAAGAGUCGGGAAAAAAGUGA